Molecule: messenger RNA, 1921 nt
Organism: Mizuhopecten yessoensis (Yesso scallop)
Lineage: Eukaryota; Metazoa; Mollusca; Bivalvia; Pectinida; Pectinidae
Exons: 1
Source: RefSeq, a predicted model, not a curated record
AUGUGAUCAAACCUAAACGUCGAAGACUUCAAAGUUUUGCCGAUAUCCGAAAAAACGUUCCAAAGAGCACACCCCGUCGCCUGUCCCUAUUUCCAAAUACAUGUGGAAUUCUCGAGGAAGACAACGCUACACUCGAUGUACCGGAGGUAACAAAUCGAAAUUUUCUCUGGGAAGUUCGAGACUUUCAAACGACGAGUGCACGGAACAAUCAACAAUCUCACAUCAGUAGUGAGAGUAGCGAUUUCCGAACGACUAACUCAAUCGUUCGGAACUUAUCUAAACUUCCUUGCUCGGAGAGAACAGCACAAACAGGAAACGUCAUGGUUGAAGAAAUUGGUCUACCGGGUGAAACGAUGACCGAAGACGUGGUGGAAUUAUGGGAGGAAAUGAUGUACUUAAGUGAUCUUAAAUCGAAGCACACUGUGGAAAACGUUUCGACGAAACUCAGGCGUUACAUGGAAGAAAAACACAUGGCAAAGAAAGAAAUGAAAGCGUUUUACGAGGAGUGGAAAAAACGAAGGAUUUCAUCUUUCAAACCUUUAUCAAUAUAUGCGGAAAUCGACGCCGAAGAAAGUGGUAGUUUUUCUGGUGUCCAAUAUCGAUUUCUUGAUUGCGUUCCGGAGUUUGAGGAUUUUCUCCUCGUAUUAGAAGAAGAUUCAAAAUUUGAUCCAAGGUUUAAAAGAGCAAAACAAAUCAGUAGAAAAAUCGCCAAGAGGUACAACAUCGCAAAAGAGAAUAUCUCUGGUAUAACGGGAGUUGAAACCGACCACAAGAAGACACACAAGGUGUCCUCGAGGUUAGCGCCGAUUUCAGAGAAAGGUGCCCACCGAAAGAAAAGCUUCCGUUUCAGUGAUAAUAAACUUCGGAGUUCGUCAAAGACCCCUUCUGGCGCCCGUAGAGUUUCUAUGCCCAGUAGAAGCAGUGUCACGAGUAUUCAUGGUAACGAGAAGAUGGACAACGAGAGGACAGCUCACGAAGUUGGAGUUGUGACGGCUUCAAAGUCGUGCGAAAAGCAUGUGCUUGAACAAAGUGGAAGAAGCAGCUCUCACAGAGGAUCCGUGUGCAAAGGCUCAAAAUUUGGCGAAAGUAAGAAAAGGAGAAACACACAAGAGGGAGUCUCUUCUAUAUACUUGACAUCUCCUGCCGGGGCAAACUACAUACUGUACCAGCCUCCUUCAUCAAAGGUAGAAACAAAGAGGAGAGGAACAGUUCACGUAACCAAUACAUCCGGUCCAAUAGCAGAAGUUGAGCUCGAGCAAGAACCACCAGAGAAAGCGGUGUACGGAACUGAUCAGAAUGAUAAAGAACUGUUCUACUCCAGUGAAGAGGAUAAUGACGAUACCAUGGACUUUCAGAAUUUGUUUGAUUCUAGAAAACUGAACACGAAGUACAGCUUUGAGCGCUUGCGAGGGAAGAACUACCACAAGAAGAAACCGGCCUUUUUUGGUGUUCUUAAGAAAUACUACAAGAUGCAAAAAGUUGCCGAUGCAUUUGCGAGCCCCAAAUCUAAACGCAAGUCUGUGUUUCAGCGUUUACUUGAUAAAGACAAGACAAAUGCUAACGUCCCAGAUACAGAGAUCAUAGGAACGCUGAAGACCUACAACUUCCUGUACCACAGGCGCAGGACCAGGACGGAGGUAGAGGAGUGUGAUUUUAGCAGCCUCUCUAUGGACGAGUUCCGGACAAACCUCAUCCGGGCACUCGAUGACUUCGUCGUCAGAAAGGAGCGCGUGGUGUCAAACAUUGGCGCGAAAAGUACAACUCAUAUUACUUUCACCAAACAGUCUAUUUUUAAUCACAGAGAAUAAAGAUCGCCAUGUUAACGUUAAAUGAAAUUGUUACGUGAUAAUUCAAACACAAUGUUACCAUGAUUUUAAGCAAGUAUCAACCUGUCAUUUCAAAUUAAAUUAUCACAAAUUAC